AAGCCCUUCCCGUCGUCCGACUCCCGGUUUCACUUUCACUCCGGACUCACGCCAACGUCCGUCUCUCUGCUCCAGCCACCACCGCCACCGGCAGCAGCAUGACUCGGGUCAGUCCCCGUCUCAGGCGUCUCCUCCUCAUCAUCAACAUCUUCUUCGCGACCGCGGGCGGACUCGCCGUCGUCGUCUCUCUGGCCCUGCUGUCUCCGUCCCCGGAGGGUUCGCGCGAGGUUGAGGUCCCGACAACCGGCCACAUCGUCCUCUACGUCGUGGGCUCGGUCACCGUGGUGGUCGCCAUCCUGGGAGUCUACGGGGCCCAGAAGGAGAACCUGCUGGCUCUGACUGUGUUCCUGGUCUGUAUGGUGGUUGGGGGUCUGCUGAUGCUGAGAGCUGGAGUCCCUGCCGCUGCCGCCCGUCCACAGGUGAAGGCCCCGCCGGCGCUCUACUCUGGUUUCCACGUUGGGGAGUCUGAUGGAGGAAAGGUGGCGUUCACUUCUACCCCUGGACCAGGCUUCAGACGACAUCAAGAAGUGGGCCGAAGGUCUGCAGGAAUCACUGCACUGCUGCGGCCUGUUCAGCUACAAGGACUGGGAGGACAGCGUCCCCGCCUCCUGCCAGUGCAGCCCGGACGAGGAGACGGGGAGGUGUCAGACCGUCAGCUACAGACCCUGCUCUCCCCUCAUCAUGGCGUGCUGGGCCUGGUGCUGUCCUCGCUGAUGAUCUACCAGAUGAUCAACGCCGCCGACGGGCCCAGCGCGCCGCUGUCGGUGCCGGUGACGUUCUCCAACCAGCCGCCUGCCUACCACCAGCUGCGCAACCUGCCGGAGGGUCACGGCAGCCAGCAUCGGUUUCGUUUCACCACCGCCGCUCGGGGGGCGGGUUGGCCGGGACCGCACCGGUGCUCUGACCCGCGUGUGCCCAUCGGACCGGCCGCCGAAGGUGGAGGUAGCCCCAACCGCCUGGUCGGGCACCUGCUCGGCCGCAGAGCCGCCGGAGGUGUCGCGUCGACGUCCCGCGGCACAGCAGGGCGACGCGCGGGCCUCCGGAAGACGGCGGACUGUCAGUUUGACCCACUCUUCGUCUCCGCUUAUGACAGUUUAGCAAGAAUGUACGGGAAGUCGGAGAAGCCUGGUCGGAGCUUCCCGGGAUUCAAACCGACGAGAAAAACCGAGCGGAUUGUUGCGGCCGUAUUUUCGCCUGGAAACAUGUCUGGGGUCAACACCACCCUCAAAAGGGUCUUCACCAUCUUCAACAUCAUCUUCGCGAUUGUCGGUGGAGUCAUCAUCACGCUCACUCUGCUGUCCCAGGUCCUCAGCAGCGAUAAUGGAGGAGAAAACCUGAAAGGUCGGACCACAGCCCUCGUCGUCUUCAACAUCAUAGGUUUCGCCAUCCUGAUAAUCGCCACGCUGGGAGCCUACGGAGCCCACAAGGAGAGCAAGGUGUCCCUGAUCAUAUUCCUGGUCUGCAUGGCGAUCGGAGGUGUGCUGAUGCUGCGAGCCGGAGUCUCUGCCGUCGUCGUCCGCCCGCAGCUGAAGGGCACACUGGACGAGGAGUUUCGUUCCCUUCUGCCUCUGGACAAAGCUCCCGGUGAGGUGCAGAAAAUUGUUAAAAACCUGCAGAUGCAGCUGCGCUGCUGCGGUAUGUUCAGCUACACUGACUGGGAGGACAACAUCCCCGACUCCUGCCUGUGCGGCCCGGUGGAGGAGGAGGAGGACAAGUGCCAGAUAGUCAACUACAGGAGUUUCAUGCAGACGCGCGUCUACACCAAGACCUGCGCCCCCAUCCUCACAAGCUACUUCCUGCUGGUGGCGGACAUCGUUAUCGGCAUCGUCUUCACCCUGGCCGUGCUGGCGCUGCUGGGCCUGAUUCUGUCCUGCACCAUGAUCCGCCAGAUGCGCAACCCCGCGAGACCCACCGUCUUGAUGGACAUCUCCACCAUCUUCACCGCGCCGCCGCCAAAAUACCAGGAGCUGCACAACCCUCCAAGCUACUGAGGGAACAGCACCACCUUCCUCUGCUGUUGUUCGCUUGUUGCACAGGGUCGGGAAGUCCUGUUGUUUGUGUGUCUUUCUUGAAUCUUCCAUCAGAGGAGUGCGAGUCCAACGUGCCUCACGUCUCUGAGGAGCUGCGACUGUUGGCGCCAUUGAAAUAAGUGGAAAAUGAUGGUUUGAAGAGCCACAGCGUGAAACACCACUGGCUUUAAAAAAAAAAGGGGGGGGGGGGCUGCUUUGAAAUUAUCUGCAAAACGAUUCUUCUUUUAAAAUGUUUUUUUUCUGUCAGAACCUUGAGUUUAUGUUUUAUAAAUGUUUUUUCCUGUUUUUCUACUCACCACAAGAUAAUUCAUUCAUGUCACUCUCCAUUAAAACGUUAGAGAAAAUAGAAAAAUUAAGCUUCUGGUUUGCAAAGUCGCAAAAUUAAAAGGUCAGACGCUUGGGGACUUUAAUCUAAAGCACGUCUUUUUUUUUCAAACCACUAAUCCUUUGUAAUUCUAUUAAAAACGCUACCGUAAGUGCCAGAAGCACCGAAAUAAACCUCGGUAGCUGCAACAGUUGCAGUUUUAUAAAGUUAUUUUUGACGGCGAAAAACCGCUCGACUUAAAAUCCACCACUGGUUCGGUUGCAGGAGACGUCGCGCUUGCCUCAGUUACUUUGUUUUUCUAUAUCCUACGCUCCUCGUCAGUGAAUGUGACCGUGGGUCCUGACCUUCCUGUUAGUGCCUCCGCCUGCGUGAAACAUGCCGUUAGAAUCGCUGGCCGAAGCGUCGACGGAGCUUUGCGGGCGAAAAUCAAAAGCACGUCCAGCUGUUUACAUUCAGGAGACUUUAGAAUUGUUCUUCUAUAAUGAAACGUAAGGGGGAAAAAAAAAAAAACAAACAGAAGUACAGGUUAAAAAAAUGGAUAUU
Xiphias gladius (swordfish) is the source of this 2898-nucleotide messenger RNA. RefSeq lists its product as uncharacterized. Gene Ontology annotation, cellular component: membrane. Lineage: Eukaryota; Metazoa; Chordata; Actinopteri; Istiophoriformes; Xiphiidae. The record is from RefSeq and is a predicted model, not a curated record. The transcript is spliced from 19 exons. The coding region runs from base 99 to 1991 and encodes 630 amino acids.